Macrosiphum euphorbiae (potato aphid) is the source of this 2676-nucleotide messenger RNA. The record is from the annotation of a GenBank genome assembly. Lineage: Eukaryota; Metazoa; Arthropoda; Insecta; Hemiptera; Aphididae.
AUGCCGUUUUUUUCCGACUACGGCAAUUACUUGCACGGGUCGGCUCCGUUCUCGUCGCAAUAUUACAGUCAGCUGCUGCCCUACCCCGGGUCGAACCCCGGCGGCCGGUCGGCGUUCCGGGCGCACGCGGUCCGUAGCAACUACAACUCGAUGGUGGUCGAACAGACACUGAGGGCCAUACGUAGAGGCCCGGGCGCGGUGGCCGCCCGACACUACGCCCGACCGGUGCACGUGAACGCUUCGGAAAUCGACGUGACGUCGCCACGGCGGCCGCGGCGGACGACCGCGACGGAUACGGCGGCGGACGAUGUAGCCGGCGGCGUCGGUGGUGGCAGCGUCAUACACCGUGGCCGCACGGUGGUCCGGUUGCACACCAACAAAAACAACUGCAAGAGGUCAGAAAAACCGGUCGAGAACCAGACGGUACCGACGGUCACCGUCGCGGACACCGAGCCGUCGGCGCGCUGCACCGCGGGCUCGGAGCUGCAGUUGGAGGAAGGCCUGGCGAAAAAGGGCACCAUAAAGCGGCACACGUCCGCGGGCGUCAAAGUGCCCGUUAACGAUGAUCGCCGGCCGUCCGUCACCGACGAGAUAUUGCGCGAGCAGGAGGCGCUCUUUGACACGAUGAUCAUGGAGGAAAUGGAAGGGCAGCAGACGAGGGUACGGCGCAAGAGCUACCCAGUGGAAAUGGGGGGUGGUGGUGGUGGUGGUGGUGGUGGCGCUGGGGGUGGAAAACAGCCACAUAGGACCAGGGAAACGCGGAAAAAAUCGGUGGCAGCGGCCAUGGUUUAUGGAGAACACGCUGACAAACUGACAAAGAACAAGACCGCCGGCACCAACUGGAAGUUGAACUACGACGUGAUCAUCGAGGAAAGCGGCAUUGAACCGGUAAGUUUUACGUUCAAGCUGAACAAUAAGACGAAAAAAGAGAGUGACAGUCGAAGCAGUGAUAACGAAGACGAAAGUAGUGAAGAAGAAAAUAAUCGUCAAGAAGGUAGUAAAAAGAAGAAAAAGGAGGAGGAGGCGGAGGAAAAAGAGGAGCUAGCCGAAAACCAGCAGGACAAGCAGGGGUUGCAGAAGAAAAAGACACCUUCGCCGCCAAAAAAAGGCAGUUCCUCGAACGCUGCAGUUGCAACGCCCGCUGUGAUUACGCCGUUUGUGCGCGCGUCCUUUGGCAAGACGUUCAUAUCGCCGUCACAAGUGAGCAGCACGAAGAGUAAGUUCGAAAAGCCAAAGCCCAAAAUCAAACUGGAAACGCCUCCAGCGCCGCCGCCACCGCCGGCCCCGAUAACGCCACCCGCCGCCGACAGCGGAUCGUCUUCCGGCGAGGACGAAUCGUCCGAUGAGGAUGACUCUUCGUCGACGUCGUUGUGCAGCGGCACCAGUGGCAGCACGUUCUACGACUCGGACGAUUACGGUGACAAAAGAGUUGCAUGCAGUAAUUCUUCGUUCGAUUCUGGUUUGCCAUCCUCGCCCGUACCCGCACCAGAUCCCAUAGACUCGUCGUCGUCGUCGUCGGACGCAGCGACAAAUUCGUACCAGAUCGGCGGCGGUGCUGGAAAUGCAGAAGGGGCUGAACGAUCGCUUCGUUCCUACAGUUAUCGGCACCAUUCGAGGCCUAAACGUGUUGUGCCGCCGGCCACCAGCAUACCGCGGUUCCGAAAGUAUGCAGUCGACGACUUUAACUUCUUGAAAGUGCUUGGCAAAGGCAGCUUUGGAAAGGUAUUACUGGCCGAACUCAAAGGUACCGAUUACUAUUAUGCGGUCAAAUGCCUGAAAAAAGACGUGGUGCUCGAGGAUGACGAUGUCGAAUGUACACUUAUCGAACGCAAAGUCCUCGCACUAGGAACAAACCAUCCUUACUUGUGUCAUUUGUUUUGCACCUUUCAGACCGAGUCUCAUUUGUUCUUUGUCAUGGAGUAUCUGAAUGGCGGCGAUUUGAUGUUUCACAUCCAACAGUCAGGACGGUUCGACGAAGGCCGAUCUCGAUUUUACGCGUCUGAAAUAGUGUCAGGUCUCAAGUUCCUGCACAAAAAGGGCAUCGUUUACAGGGAUUUGAAGUUGGACAACAUAUUGUUAGACUUCAACGGUCACGUGCGUAUCGCUGAUUUUGGAAUGUGCAAACUUCAGAUAUACUUGGACAAAACAGCAGAUACAUUUUGUGGCACGCCCGAUUAUAUGGCGCCAGAGAUAAUCAAAGGCCAGAAAUACAAUCAAAGUGUAGACUGGUGGUCUUUUGGCAUUCUGCUGUACGAGAUGUUGGUUGGCAAAUCGCCAUUCAGUGGUUGUGACGAGGACGCCUUGUUUUGGUCUAUAUGCAACGAACAACCUCAGUAUCCAAGAUACCUAUCGGUCGAUUCUAAAUCUAUUCUGGUAGCUUUACUAGACAAAGAUGCUGCUAAACGAUUGGGGUCUUUGGAAGCAAACCAUUCAGCUGAGGAUGUGAUCAGACAUCCAUUUUUCAGUUCAAUGGACUGGUGUAAAUUGGAGAGAAGAGAGUUAGAACCUCCAUAUAUGCCUAGAGUCUAUCAUCCUUUGGAUACUCAUUAUUUUGACAAGCACUUCACAAAAGAGAAACCGAGACUGACACCUGUUGAUAAAACUAUACUUCAGUCGAUGGACCAGUCUCAAUUUGAUGGGUUUACCUACACCAAUCCAAAUGUCACAGAUUCAUGA